Molecule: messenger RNA, 5262 nt
Organism: Drosophila takahashii
Lineage: Eukaryota; Metazoa; Arthropoda; Insecta; Diptera; Drosophilidae
Source: RefSeq, a predicted model, not a curated record
AAACCAAGUUGACAAAAAAAAUUGAAAAGCUCACGCCCCUUCUCAUCUCGGUUUUUUCUCGUAUUAUUUGUGAAAGUGCAACAAACACAUAUAUAUUAAAAAGAAAGGGAGAGGGAGAGGAGAGCGGAUAGGUCCUGCUAGAGGAAUUGCCAUCAUUUGGGGAUUACGGAAUUAUCGGGAUCCGUUCUCAUUAAAAUGGAUUUAAGCCAAUGCCGAUGUGCUGAGCUGCAUUUGUGCAUGGGAUUAUCGAUUGUAAUGCGCAGUCAUCAAAUUAUGUUUGAACAACGCCGCCGCAACAGCGAUAACAGCAACAGCAACAACAACAACAGAAGCAGCAACAAACAUUGAAUUGGCCCCUGACCCCCUUUUUUGCCGCACCCCCUACGCCCCUGCCCACCAAAAAAGGAGCAGCGAAAAAGAAGAAUCGUCUUAUGAAACAAUUGAAGCACCGGCCAAAGGAGCAAAGGAGCAGACAAAGACAAAGACAAAAACAACGGCAAAGGCAAAGGCUAAAGCGGAGACCGAGAAGAAGAAGCAGCAAAGGAGACAGCAACAACAGGAGCAACAACAACAACAUCGCAUUUUUAAACGGCAAUACGCAAAGAUAUGACAAGUGAUGGUGCUGUUACGUUUUGGAUAUUUUUGCUUUGUUUGAUCGCCUCGCCGCACCUGAAAGGGGGCGUGGCCGGGAGGCCCGAUGAGCUGCACAUCGGCGGCAUCUUUCCGAUAGCCGGCAAGGGAGGAUGGCAGGGCGGACAGGCCUGUAUGCCUGCCGCAAGACUGGCGUUGGAUGAUGUCAACAAGCAGCCGAAUCUGCUGCCGGGCUUCAAGCUCAUCCUGCACAGCAAUGACAGCGAGUGUGAGCCCGGUUUGGGCGCCAGCGUGAUGUACAAUCUGCUCUAUAAUAAACCGCAAAAGCUGAUGCUGUUGGCUGGAUGCAGCACGGUCUGCACCACUGUGGCCGAGGCUGCCAAAAUGUGGAAUCUAAUUGUGCUCUGCUAUGGGGCCUCUAGUCCGGCUCUGUCGGAUCGCAAACGGUUUCCCACACUAUUCCGCACCCAUCCAUCGGCCACGGUGCACAAUCCCACACGCAUCAAGCUGAUGAAGAAGUUUGGAUGGUCACGAGUGGCCAUUCUGCAACAGGCCGAGGAGGUCUUUAUAUCGACCGUAGAGGAUCUCGAGAAUCGAUGCAUGGAGGCUGGCGUUGAAAUCGUAACUAGACAAUCAUUUCUUUCCGAUCCAACAGACGCCGUGCGCAAUUUGCGACGCCAGGAUGCACGCAUCAUUGUGGGACUCUUCUAUGUGGUGGCCGCCCGACGGGUUCUCUGCGAGAUGUACAAGCAGCAGCUCUAUGGUAGAGCCCAUGUAUGGUUCUUCAUUGGCUGGUACGAAGACAAUUGGUACGAGGUCAACCUAAAAGCAGAGGGCAUUACCUGCACUGUAGAGCAAAUGCGGAUAGCUGCCGAGGGACAUCUGACGACAGAAGCUCUUAUGUGGAAUCAGAACAAUCAGACAACUAUAUCCGGAAUGACUGCAGAGGAAUUUCGACAUCGACUGAAUCAGGCGUUAAUCGAAGAGGGUUACGACAUUAAUCACGAUCGCUACCCGGAGGGUUAUCAGGAGGCUCCGCUUGCCUACGAUGCCGUAUGGAGUGUGGCUUUGGCUUUCAACAAAACUAUGGAUCGAUUGACUAGCGGUAAGAAAUCUCUGAGGGACUUUACCUAUACGGACAAGGAAAUUGCCGACGAAAUCUACGCUGCCAUGAACUCCACUCAGUUUCUGGGUGUUUCGGGCGUGGUGGCCUUCAGUUCUCAGGGCGAUCGUAUUGCUCUUACUCAGAUCGAGCAGAUGGUGGACGGAAAGUACGAGAAAUUGGGCUACUACGAUACCCAAUUGGAUAACCUAUCCUGGUUGAAUACUGAGCAGUGGAUUGGUGGCAAGGUUCCUCAAGAUCGCACAAUUGUCACUCAUGUUCUACGCACCGUAUCCUUGCCAUUAUUCGUGUGCAUGUGCACCAUCUCCAGUUGCGGCAUCUUUGUUGCCUUCGCCUUGAUCAUCUUUAAUAUAUGGAAUAAGCAUAGAAGAGUAAUACAAUCCUCGCAUCCCGUUUGCAAUACGAUCAUGUUAUUUGGUGUCAUCAUCUGUCUUAUAUCUGUCAUCUUACUGGGUAUCGACGGACGCUUUGUCAGCCCCGAGGAAUAUCCAAAGAUAUGUCAAGCUAGAGCUUGGUUACUAUCCACCGGUUUUACAUUAGCAUACGGUGCUAUGUUCAGCAAGGUCUGGCGUGUGCACCGAUUUACAACAAAAGCAAAAACUGACCCGAAGAAAAAAGUGGAACCUUGGAAGCUAUACACCAUGGUUUCGGGACUCUUAUCAAUAGAUUUAGUGAUAUUACUCUCAUGGCAGAUCUUUGAUCCGCUGCAGCGUUAUCUCGAAACAUUCCCACUCGAAGAUCCAGUAUCUACUACUGAUGAUAUUAAAAUACGUCCAGAGCUUGAGCAUUGUGAAAGUCAACGCAACUCCAUGUGGUUGGGUCUCGUUUAUGGCUUCAAGGGGCUAAUCCUGGUGUUUGGCCUCUUCUUGGCCUACGAGACGCGCUCCAUUAAAGUGAAACAGAUCAACGAUUCGCGUUAUGUGGGCAUGAGCAUCUAUAAUGUGGUGGUCCUAUGUUUGAUAACAGCUCCGGUGGGCAUGGUCAUUGCAUCGCAACAGGACGCGUCCUUUGCCUUCGUUGCUCUAGCUGUGAUAUUCUGUUGUUUCCUAAGCAUGCUGCUGAUAUUUGUGCCAAAGGUCAUUGAGGUCAUACGUCAUCCCAAGGAUAAGGCCGAGUCGAAAUACAAUCCCGAUUCGGCCAUAUCAAAGGAGGAUGAAGAACGCUAUCAGAAACUUGUUACCGAAAACGAGGAAUUGCAACGAUUAAUAACACAGAAGGAGGAAAAGAUACGAGUCCUGCGACAACGGCUGGUGGAGCGGGGCGACGGGGCCAAGGGCACAGAACUGAAUGGUGCAACAGGUGCCGCCUCUGCCGCCGUCGCGACAACCUCGCAGCCCGCUUCCCUCAUCAACGCAUCAUCCGCACAUGCCACACCUGCCGCCACACUCGCAAUCACACAAGAAAUUUUAGCUAUUUUCGUGGGCAUUGACACAAUUGAUUAGGAACAACAAUAAAAAUGGAGUUCAAAGAUACUCAUGAGCAUCGUACAUGAAAAAACUUGUCAAUUUCCUUUGCGUGAUAGGUGAAUUAUACAGAAAAUAUGAAAUGCAAAUAAGGAUGCUAACGGAGGAAGGAUUUAAUAUUACAAAAGAAAAAAAACGCGUACUUAAUAAACUUUGUAUCAACUUUAAGCUGAGCUAAAUAAGUGAAUUGGUAGCAGCAAUUUUGUAGAAUAAUGAAAUAUGUAUUGUACCUUAAACGUGUUUAGAAUUAAUAUUAAAAACGAAAUACUUUUAACUUACAAAAACAAAAACAUUAGCAUCUGAACUAAGCGAAUUGUUAGGCUUUAAAGUUGAAACACAAAAACCGAAAAAAAUAUAGAUUUAGUAAGUCAAGAAAAUAACUAAAAAGAUCAUGUUAAAGUUAGUAAUUUUUAAACGCAAGAAGAAAACCAAUUGUUUUUGUUUAGUUUAGGCGAAUAUUUUCUGUUUCGAACCUCUGUUGCUCAGUGCUGUCUCCUAGAGCUCUUUAUAAUAGAUCUGCAUAGAUGAAAACCUCCCCCCAAAAAAUGGCGGCCUUCUCCUGUUUCAAAAUUUACGUUAAUUUACGUGUCUUUUUCCGAACCAGGUCGCGGCAAUACAAACCAAAACUCCUAGACUCCGGGAAUCAAACUAUGGAACUCUCUGUCCCUCUCGACAGGAUAAUCGGUUUGAUUCCCAAAAAAAUGUUAGCUAAGUUAGCUUUAGGCACUCUCUGUAUAGGAUCCCAUAUGUGUGUGUGCGUGAGACAGGUGUAAGUGUGCACUCGAUAAAAAGUUUUAAUAGUUUACAUUUUCAGCAAAUCGUAAAUAGCACAAAUCGAAUGAAAAUUCUAGCAAAUAUUAGAUAAUGAAAGGAUAUGUAUACAUUUAGCCUAGACUAGUGUAGGAUCAAAAGUUAAUAUAUUAUAUGGUAUAUAUAUUAUGGGUGGGUUAAGUGCUCAAGAAACGUUUUAAUUUUUAUGUACUGUUAUACAUAGACAAAUUAAAUGGUAAUGAGAAAUUUUUGAACCUACUGUAAGUUCUAAAAUUGCAUUUAUAAAGUAUAUAUAUUAUACACGGGAAAUGAAGCGAAAAAAACCGAAAAUAAUUGAGCGGGCGUGUCGUUAUAUAGGAAUUGACUUUAUUUAAAACUAAAACUGAAACCUAUUGACAAAAUGAUUAAUUCACUCACUUGCAUAACAUACUACGUAUCACUCUCACUCUUCACCCUUCAACGAUAUGGAACCGUUUAAAUUCAAUCACUCUCACAUUCAAUUAAAGAAAUAUUUAAGAAAAAUCCAUCACGAAAAGUGCUAUAAGAAACAUACAUAGACAACAUCAAAUUCCUACGAAAUGAAAGACUUUAAAAUCUAAGCCGUUAAAUAAAAUGCAAAACCAAGCGAAUGAAAUGAAUACUAUACACUCGAUAAACAAUGAUUAUAUAUAUGAAUAUUGAAAUAUAUAUAUAUGAAAUUUACACAUGACAAAGAACAUCUCUAGUACAUUGAUAUUUGUUAAGGAUCGUUGGAAUUUGUAGUUUAAUUGGAUUGUAUUUCAUACAUACACAUAGGGAACGCUGUUAGGGGUAGUCGUGUAACUCGAGAUCAUAUAUAUUGUAUAUAGAGCAUUUAGCUGCGCCUCCUAAAAACACUACAGUAAAAUAGCAACCACAACAGAGCAACCAAAUCUACAAAUGCAACAAUUAAUCGACAUUUAUUUUCGAAUCCGAAUCAAUUAUAUUUGCUUUUGUCCUCGAAUCACAGCCGAAGAUGAACUUCUAGUAAAGUAAGACACAGUUUAGCCAAGCUAAUUGUUGUAUAAAUACGAGUAAAUAGAAAAAACGCAAAGGUUAAAAUAAAUCCAGAUUUAUUUCAAAUGAACACACGCAGAAAAAAGAAAGAGAAAAUCUACUGUUAGUGACAAAAUAAAUAUGAACCAUAGAAAAUGGUAGCAAUAUGCAGGAAAAACAAAUCGUCAAAGUAAUGAAAAACUCGGUAUGUUCUUAUGAAUGUAACAUUAACGAAUUAAUUUAAAGUUUAAUAAAACGGAAUAAAUGAGAAUUUUACUGAAUAAAAAACACAAAACAGAA